CCGUGCUCUACAAUCGAGUCUAACUGAAAAGCGCAAACAUGGCGUCCGUAGGCUGUCCAUUGCGUGUGUGUCGCGGAAUUCUGAAGGAGCUCCGAGCUCAAUGUGGUCAUAAAUAUCAAGAAAGCAUGGCUUACACAUUUGUGAUGGAGCAGUUCCGGAAGAACCAGGUGACUAGCGAGAAGCUGUGCCGCGCACAACAAGAGUUACUUCACCAAGCUGCCACCUACUUGUGUCUGCUGAGAAGUACCAGAAUGCACCUGGCACUACAUGAAGAAUAUCACGGCAAAGGCGAGUCCAAACCUGAAGAUGUUGCAAAGUUGGUGGGACUGCGCUUGCCCCAGCAGCCAGGGGGCAAAGGCUGGGAAAACUAGCAAUCCAAAACUUGCUCUUCGUGGAAGAGUCACUAAGACAUUAAGAAACUGAAAAAUCAUCUUUUCCUUAGGAAUACUGAGUAAAGAGCAAAAAAAUGAUAUACUUACAACUUCAAAGUGAAGUAAAAUACUUUCUCCAAAUGUGAACUAAGUAAAGUAAAAUAAAAUAAGGUUUGUUCAAGAAAUGAAAUAACAAUAAAUCUUUUUUUUAUUUUUAUUGAUAUAACACUUGAUAAGGAGGACAUUGUGGUAAAUGUUACAAUAAGGCUAUUAAAAAGAUGUGCGUCUAUCCUAAAGAGAUGUAUAUGUCACUGAUGGUAUGAACAAAGUAUGAAAGGAGCAUUAUUUGUUAUUGUUACAUUGAAAGUAUGUAAAACUAUGUUCUGUAAGAUCACUAAAGUGGCCAGCUAGUCAAUUGUUACUGUACAAUGAGAUGACCAGUUGUUUGGUCUUCAGAUGUAUGAAUAUUGGUGUGAAGUACAGUACAUGUGCAACCCUCUAGGUGGAAUCCUGAAAAUGUUGUGUGGAAUAAAGUUUCAAUGAUUGGAGUUAUAAGCCUGACUGAGUUGUUUUCUGUGGCUGCAAUAUGAGUGUGUUAUCCAGCGUAUGAUUGACUUAACGAGUUGAAUUGGAGCCACUUAUUUAUUAUUUUAUCUUAUAGAAAUUCAUGAAGUUGUAUUUCAUUGCAGUUUUUCAUUAAAGUCGACCCUUGAUAUACAA
Molecule: messenger RNA, 1091 nt
Organism: Erpetoichthys calabaricus (reedfish)
Lineage: Eukaryota; Metazoa; Chordata; Cladistia; Polypteriformes; Polypteridae
Gene: fmc1
Product: formation of mitochondrial complex V assembly factor 1 homolog
Exons: 2
Coding region: 39-371 (110 amino acids)
Cellular component (GO): mitochondrion
Source: RefSeq, a predicted model, not a curated record